Messenger RNA from Gamsiella multidivaricata, 1658 nucleotides. RefSeq lists its product as uncharacterized. Gene Ontology annotation, biological process: cellular response to amino acid starvation; protein localization to lysosome; cellular response to glucose starvation. The transcript is spliced from 7 exons. The coding region runs from base 113 to 1561 and encodes 482 amino acids. The record is from RefSeq and is a predicted model, not a curated record. Gene Ontology annotation, cellular component: KICSTOR complex. NCBI's taxonomy places the organism in Eukaryota, Fungi, Mortierellomycota, Mortierellomycetes, Mortierellales, Mortierellaceae.
GACAGGACUCCGUCUGCUCCAAACCCACCAUAGUGGGUCUCAUACACGUGAUAAGCGCCCAUAGGAUAGAAAUGGUUGGCUUGCCGCCGAGUUGGCCUCCAUCAUUCUGACCAUGUUUCCGCAAGAUUGCGCCGAGCUGAUCAAGGCUUUAGGCUCCUUUGACUAUGCCUGUGCUAAUAAGCACCUCAUGAGAAUUAGCAAGGCACACCCGACGGCUGGGUCAAUAUGUUCAAGGGUUAUCCAAUGCGAGAGUCUAUAUAGCUCCAUGCAAUUUCUGAAACCGAAAUUGUUCAGAAGAGAAGACCAUCUAUACCAAAUAUACAGCGAGAUUGCCGUGGAUAUCGAUCGAGAACUUUUGGUUUACCGGGAUACGAGCAUUGGAAGCUAUGGCUCUGCGGAAAUGGACCUCUCCAAGGCAAUUGUAGGAGCAGUACGGCACGGAGCAUCAGGCCAUAACUCUCCAGUCAUGAACAUGUCUGAACAGUAUUAUCAGGGAAGCAGCUCUAACGGACGUGAGGAACAGACCGCCGCCGAUCAUGUUGUGCUCUAUACCAUUCUCCGAGAACUAUGCAGUCUUAGGAUGAUUCUGAUCCGAACCUAUCGGCUAUUGUCAUCAUCGACCGUUGAUAUUGAUGUGGACAAUCUACUUAUCGACGCAGAGCAAGCUCUCCAGACAUUCGACUCAGCAUCUCUCGAGAUCCAAGUCUCGGUCCUUGGUGUUGGCAUUGGGUACGAGAUCCGAGUACUAAAGCACGGACUUGUCAUGGAUAAAGCCGUCUCUGAGUACGACAUCCAAAAGUCCGUUACCAAUUUGCACCUUGCCUGCGUUGCCCUCGCAGAAUGGCGGCGGAUAUCUUCUGAGCAGGAAUAUGAAGACAAGUCUUACCAUCGACCUGAGGAGACCUCAUGGCGAUACAGCAUCUUUGCGAGUAGUUCAGAGGAUAAGAACAAGUCGGCGGUCAAAGGGAAAUUCAAUUUGCAUCCCAAUCACCUACAGUGGCUGGGUCGAUGGAUCGCCAGCGAGAAGUGCAAGAUGACGAUCUACUUUAUGAAUGUUCUGCUGGAGAAGGAGCAGGCUAUGGGGGGCGACGAGCGGAGCCUUUGGGCGAAUAUCGAACCAGACUUGCACGGAAUGAUCAGAACGUUCCGCAAGAAGGCUGGUCCGCAUAGUGUUUCGUUUGUGUACGAGAUAUCUCGAGAUGUCCGCUUCUCUGCCAUGGGCUUUGUCAGUGCAAAUGCGCCAUACGAAUCCCCGACUGGUCUUAACUCCUUUCCUUGCAUUUACAGCUAUCCACCGGAACCUCCACGAGACCAUUGGCCGAACAUCAUUUCAAUCAUGCAGGGUAGUGUCAAUAUCCUCCGCCAUUUCCGAAGCCAGUACUUUUACGACCACAAGAUCGGAUGUACCUAUUACAUUGCGCGGAUCGAUAAACAUGUCUCUGUAGUUAUAAUCUACCUCGACAAACACACUCAGCCCGAUGCAGGCGCCAUGGACUUUCUGCAGCUCUUGGCCGGCAAAUUACGACAUACUGAAGUCCUAUCUGCGUUGCGACUAGAGUAAAAGUAACACUUUACAUGCAUUUUGCCUCAUUUGCUUGCUGAAGUUGUGCUUGUUAAAGCCGCAUCGCGCUGUAUAUUUAUUAUGUGAGCAGAUGUGU